This is a messenger RNA of Kuraishia capsulata CBS 1993, 357 nucleotides long. RefSeq lists its product as uncharacterized. The record is from RefSeq and is a predicted model, not a curated record. The transcript has a single exon. Lineage: Eukaryota; Fungi; Ascomycota; Pichiomycetes; Pichiales; Pichiaceae. The coding region runs from base 1 to 357 and encodes 118 amino acids. Gene Ontology annotation, biological process: response to arsenic-containing substance. Gene Ontology annotation, molecular function: arsenate reductase (glutaredoxin) activity.
AUGACUGUCACCAUCUAUCACAAUCCGGUGUGUGGUACCUCACGCAACGUGCUUUUAAUGAUACGGAACAGUGGCGAAGAGCCUACAAUCAUUCAGUAUUUGAAGACCCCACCAAGCCGUGAAGAACUGAAGGGCUUAAUCAGCCGCAUGAACGUACCGGUGCGCGAGGUCCUUCGAGAAAAGGAAACUCCAUACAAAGAGCUGGGUCUUGAUGAUUUGACACUGACUGAUAAUCAGUUGAUUGAUGCCAUGGUUGAGCAUCCUAUCCUCAUUAAUAGGCCGAUCGUAGUCACCCCUCUUGGCGUGAAACUCUGUCGCCCAGCAGCGGUGGCUCUGAGCAUUCCUCCUGGUCCAUAA